Molecule: messenger RNA, 2105 nt
Organism: Antechinus flavipes (yellow-footed antechinus)
Lineage: Eukaryota; Metazoa; Chordata; Mammalia; Dasyuromorphia; Dasyuridae
Gene: TRMT1
Product: tRNA methyltransferase 1
Exons: 17
Coding region: 203-2038 (611 amino acids)
Biological process (GO): tRNA N2-guanine methylation
Cellular component (GO): nucleus
Molecular function (GO): RNA binding; metal ion binding
Source: RefSeq, a predicted model, not a curated record
UGGGAUUGGCUGAUAGAGUCACCUGAGCGUUUGUUCUCCCGGGGCAACAUGGCGACGCCCAAGAAGUAACUUCAGAAACGUGUUCCGUUCAGGAUUCCUGGUUUGCUCUCGCUGUCGUUGCACCGGAAAAGAGCGCCCAGUCGCUGCCCAUUGGAAUUGCUCCGGGGUUCAAGUUCCCAUCUGCAGCUUCCGAGCCCUGUGUAUGGAGGGGACAAAGAUUCCUCCCCUCAAAGGUCCCGCCGCAGCUGAUAUGGAAAACGGGGCCCAUGCGGAGCAGCCCCCGCCUGAGGCGGAACCGGGGGAAACGGUGAUCUCCGAGGGAGCGGCCAGGAUUGUUUUUCCUAACAGCAAUGAAGUGUUUUACAACCCAGUCCAGGAGUUCAACAGAGACCUAACAUGUGCCGUCAUGACGGAGUUCGCGCGGAUGAAGCUCUCCCCCAAAGGGAUUCAGAUUGAGGUGCCAGGUGAGGAGAAGCUGCAGAAGGUGAUUGUGAACCUGGCUGAGUCGGAGAAGGAAAGCACGGAGCCCCCUCCCAGGGACCAGCCCCAGACAGCAGCCGUGGGGAAUGUCUGCGAGGGGGGGUUGCGGGUGUUGGAGGGCUUGGCAGCAUCGGGCCUGCGCUCCAUCCGCUUUGCCAAGGAGGUCCCAGGUCUCCAAGCAGUGAUAGCAAAUGAUGCCUCCGCCCGGGCUGUGGACCUCAUACGCUGCAAUAUCCAGCUGAACAAUGUUGGUCACCUGGUCCAGCCUAACCUAGCUGAUGCUCGCCUGCUGAUGUAUGAGCACCAAAGGGGAGCUCAGCGAUUUGAUGUCAUUGACCUAGACCCUUACGGAAGCCCGGCCACGUUCCUAGAUGCUGCAGUGCAGGCUGUGUCUGAAGGAGGCCUGCUAUGUGUGACCUGCACUGACAUGGCUGUGAUGGCAGGGAACAGCAGCGAGACAUGUUACAGCAAAUACGGAGCCAUGUCCAUCAAGAGCAAAGCCUGUCAUGAAAUGGCACUAAGAAUCGUGCUGCACAGCCUAGACCUUCGGGCCAACUGCUACCAACGCUACAUCGUCCCCGUGCUCAGCGUCAGCGCCGACUUCUACAUCCGGGUCUUUGUUCGCGUGUACACAGGCCAGGCCAAAGUCAAAGCCUCAGCCAGUAAGCAGGGAUUCGUGUUCCAGUGUGUUGGCUGUGGUUCCUUCCAUUUGCAAAGACUGGGCAAGGCAGUGAACAGUGGUGGACGGGUGAAGUUCUCUGCGGCCACAGGCCCCCCAGUGGGCUCUGAGUGUGAGCACUGUGGGCAGCGCCAUCAGCUAGCCGGCCCUCUGUGGGCAGAGCCCAUCCAUGACCUGGACUUCGUGGCUCAGGUCCUGGCUGCUGUCAGCAGGAACCCGGGGCGUUUCCGGACGUCUGCAAGGAUCCGGGGGGUCCUGAGCAUGGUCACUGAGGAGCUGCCCGACGUCCCCCUGUACUACACUCUGGACCAGCUGAGCAGUACCAUUCACUGCAACACACCCAGUCUCCUACAGCUCCGCUCUGCCCUCUUACACGCCGGCUUCCGAGUGAGCCUCUCUCACGCCUGUAAAAAUGCAGUGAAAACAGACGUCCCGCCCUCGGUGCUCUGGGACAUCAUGCGCUGCUGGGAGAAAGAGAACCCUGUGAAACGAGAGCGCCUCUCAGAGACCAGCCCGGCCUUCCACAUCCUCAAAGUCGAGCCCAGGCUCCAGGCGAACUUCUCCAUCCGGGACGAUGCUAACCCCAGCUCCCGACAGCAGGGACUCCAGCGAUUCCAGGCGAAUCCCGAAGCCAACUGGGGGCCAAAAGCCCGAGCCCGGUCUGGGGGGAAGGCCCCCUUCGAGCUGGUGGAGAAGCGGCGACAGCUCCAGAACAAACGGAAGGAGCCCAGUAAGGACCAGGGCACUGAGAAGCUCAAGGCCUUCCCUUGCAAGAAGUUCAAACAGGGAACCUGCUUUUUGGGGAAUGAAUGCUGUUACUCGCACAGCCCUGAGGAGCCCCGGCUCGAGCCUGAGCCCAGCCCGGAUUCCUUGUCUUGAGGUCCUCUCUGACUCUACUCCCUUUGGACUCAGAUAAUAAAGUUAAAGGACUCCCCCCUCCACACAA